UCGCAAAACACUCCAAAUAAAUAAGAAAUAACGUUAAAUUCCAAAAUUCCAAAUUUAUUCCUAGCAUUGUUAUAAAAAAAAAGAGGUAAAAUAUGGAACAGUUAUUCAGUUUUUGACAUUUUUGAAAAUUUUUAAUAUCAAUUCCUAAGUUUACAACAGGAUUUUUAUGUUUUUAGCAAACCUUGGCAAAAUAUUUUCACUGACAAACAGUUAGUUUUGUCAAAAAUAUCUUAAUUCCAAGAGUUUAGUUCAAUUUUAGUAUGAGAAAAUGGGAUAGAUUCGGUUUACAUUCAGAGUAUUAACAAAUGACAUCAACAUAAAUAUGCAACAAAUUCUAUGCACUAAAGUAUGUGAAUUUAAUAACAAACUCAGUGACAGUAAGCUCAAAUUUAACUAAAUAAAGUUAACUAUAGUGUUAAAAUUAGUAAUAAAUAACGAUUUACAACUUUGACCUCUGUAAAAAAUGAGACACGGGAUUUAUCACGAAAAACAGGUAAAAUCCUUAUGUGCUCUACACGCCCUUAAUAAUCUGUUCCAAGAUGGGAAGGCUUUCAAACAAGAGGACUUGGACUUGAUAUCACAUAAUCUCGCCCCUAAUUCAUGGGUGAAUCCUCAUAAAUCGGUACUAGGCCUCGGGAAUUAUGACAUUAACGUGAUCAUGUCCGCCCUGCAACUAAAAAAUUAUGAAGCUGUCUGGUUCGACAAAAGAAAAGAUCCAUCAGACCUGAACUUUGCCCAUGUAUUUGGAUUUAUACUUAAUGUCCCCAGCGAUUGCAAAUUGGGUUGGCUGGCCCUUCCUAUUAAACGCAAGCACUGGGUCGCAAUCAGAAAUAUUCCCUCCCCCACAGAAAAAGAAGCUGGUCGACAUCAAUAUUAUAAUUUGGAUUCGAAAUUUGACAACCCGGAAGCAAUCGGAACAGAUGCAAAGCUCAUCGAAUAUUUUCGAGACGAGUUAAAAUCCCCAGAAAAGGAACUGUUCCUCGUGAUUUCUGCGGAAGUGGGACGCACAGAAAGUUGGAAACGAAAUAACAGCCUUGUUCCUAACGAAGGAUCUUCCUCCACGACACCCUUGCCUUCACUUGGGAAUUUUGGUGUUCACUUGUCAGAACCAAGCGACAAAGAGGAACGAAAAGGAUCUACAGACUCCGGAGUUGUGGAAACGCUCGAGUCCAUGGACAUGACUGUUAACAGUGACAUUAAUGUCGUGGAUUUGGAUAAAGAAGAUUUAAUGAGAAGGCAAAGUAGUGGAGUUUGGAGUGAUUUUAUGUGACACGACGAUAACAAUGAACAUCGUAGAAAAAGAAGAACUAAAUAAUCCACAGUUACGAAGGUCGUGAAAACCCACAAUAUUUAGAGCAGCAGCUUGCAGAGAUUUAAAUUACUUAAGAACAACGCACGCACGAGACGAAAACAACCUUGACCAGGACUAAGGAUGCAAUAAUAAUAGAUCGUCCUAGAUGCACUAAUUCAUUCUUGAGUUUUUUGUUUCACCUUUCUCGUAAGACUGAACCAGUUUUGUAUUGAGGAUGGAUUACAAAAUUCAGGAAAAUUGUACAUUUAAAUGUGAAUCAAAAAUGUAUAUUUCGAAUUUAUUUAUCCUACUAGUAAAUUUGUGCGUGUUGUGGUCAAACCAAACAAGUCUGACUCUGGCGUUUGUACGAUCAUUUAAAAAAAGACUCAAAAAGAGAGUAACAAAAUCUUACAUUACUGUGUAAGCUGACUGUUUUUAACGGGAUACUGAGCAAUCCAAAGAUUUCAAAAAUAUGAGUAUUACCGACUUGAUUAUUACUUGCCAUGAAGAAUGUUUUAUUAUUAUGAAAAUCGAACCAGAAGGGAAUUUUGUCUAGAUUUAUAGGAUGUUGUUUUGCACUUGCCAUUUUUUGCAUGAUGAUGUCGUAUCGUCCGUCGUUUUUAUUGUUGUACAAAUUCGAAAUAGAGGAGAAAGUCAAGGUUGGAUCAAUGUUCAGAUGAUAGGAAAGUGACCUGAAAACUACAGCUUUAAAAUUACUAGUGAAUUUAUGCAUAAUCUUGAUGGUGUAUGUAUGUGUGUACUGUUUGUAAAACGUGUUCCUUAAUAAACUUGUAAUGAGUAAGUAAUAAAUGUACUAGUAACAAAUGGAGGCUUCA
This is a messenger RNA of Folsomia candida, 2127 nucleotides long. RefSeq names its product josephin-1. The record is from RefSeq and is a predicted model, not a curated record. Gene Ontology annotation, biological process: protein deubiquitination. Lineage: Eukaryota; Metazoa; Arthropoda; Collembola; Entomobryomorpha; Isotomidae. The transcript has 8 exons. Gene Ontology annotation, molecular function: cysteine-type deubiquitinase activity. Bases 464 to 1270 code for a protein of 268 amino acids.